UUACCUUUUGAUCCAUUUUUGUGUUGUUGUUGUUGUUGUUAUAUUUUUGUCUUAUUUAGAUCGGUUUAUAUACCCCCUUUUCCCACAAAAGAAAAAAAAUGAAAACUUUUUGCUUUUGGGGGUUUUAGGAGUUAAUUUUCUCUGUUGGGGGUUCUUGUUUCUGCACUGUUUAGGGUGUUCUAUUGUAUUCUUGAAUUUUAGAUUACCUUUUUUGUCUUGUUUUGGUGGUUACGAGGAGAGGUAGAGGUAGGUUGAAGAAGUACUGGGGAGGGGUAUGAAGGUGAGGAUUAGGGUAGAAUGUUAAUAGGUAGUUGAGCUGUGACUCACUUUUUGAUGGGCUAAGGCUUGAUGGGAGCCUGGGAGCACCAUGUCUGUCGUAGUAUUAGCCUUAUACAUGUAUUUUCUUUUCCGUUACUGCAUUAUUUCACUGUUGUUAUUGUUUCUUUUCUUUGAAUGCUCCAUAUUGAUUUUAUUAAUUGACAUGUUUUCUUUACUGUUGUAUUCCCUUUCCCAUAAAUACUUUGAUUUGCUGCACUUGAGACGAGGGUCUUCUGAAAACGGUCUCUCUACCUCCACGAGGUAGGGUUAAGGUGUGCAUACACUUUAAUCCCACAAGUGGGGUAUUACAUUGGGCUCUUCUGUUAAAUAUUUAGGGUUAGGGGAACCAAUUUUAUGGAAUUUGAAUGCCAAAGAGGUACUAAGAUUGGUUUGGAAGAUUGUUCUAUAGAUUGUGUAGACUACCCCUGCAGAGGAAAAGCUGAUCCUAGUUUUAUAGAACCUUCAAAGAACCCAAAGAGUUUCAUAUUUGACUCAGAGAAGCAAAAAUCAUUGUGGAGAUUGAAUGGCAAAGGGGACAGUUUGAUUUUGAAAUGCGAGGAGUCGGUCGCUGUUAAUGAGGUCCUGCCUGAUUGUCGGUCUAUUACUGACCUUCCUCCAGCAUUGAUCUCAGAAAUACUUAAUUGCUUAGAACCGAAGGAGCUUGGUGUUGUUUCGUGUGUGAAUGCAUCAUUGUAUCGCCUUGCUUCGGAGCACCAUGUGUGGAAGGAGUUCUAUUGUGAAAGGUGGGGGCAGCCAAUAUUGUUGGCACCUUUUGGCUCAGAGCAUGCAGAUGAGAAGUCGUGGAAGGAGCUUUUCGUGGAGAGGGAGUUCCGUAGUAAAACAUUCAUGGGACGCUAUAGUAUUGAUACUUUGUAUGGUCAUACUGAGGCUGUUAGAACUGUUUCCGUUUUAUCUUCAAAGAAACUUCUGUUUACUUCAGGGUAUGAUCAGAUAGUGCGAAUGUGGGACAUGGAAGAAGGUUUAUCUAUUGCAUCAUCUCGCCCUCUUGGCUGCACUAUUCGGGCAGUUGCGGCUGAUUCGAGGCUCUUAAUAGCAGGGGGUACAGAUGGAUUCAUACAUGGUUGGAGAGCAGAGGAUGGAAAUCCACAUCUAUUUGAUCUUACAUCACCUCAGAACCAGAACAUGGAAUUCAGAGUUUGGGAACAUGAAGGACCAAUAACAUGUCUUGCAUUGGAUUUGAAUAAGAUGUACAGUGGUUCUUGGGACAUGACUAUUCGUGUUUGGGAUCGAUCUUCCUUUGAAUGUCUGAAAGUUCUAAUGCACAAUGACUGGGUUUGGAGCCUUGCUCCCCAUGAUACAACAGUGGCGAGCGCUGCAGGCUCAGAUCUUUAUGUCUGGGACACCAAUAUUGGGUCAAAACUUGCUAUUGUCACCAAUGUUCAUGCUGGUAAUGCUUUUUCCUUGGCGCGAAGUCACACAGGGAAGCUCCUAUUUACUGGAGGGGAAGAUGGAGCUAUACACAUGUUCGAGUUAAGUAGAAAUGUUAAGUUUCAUCUCAGGCGUGUGGCGACAUGGAUUCCUCACUCGGGUGCUGUUUAUUCUCUUGCAUUUGAGUUCCCUUGGCUUGUUUCAGUUUCCAGUGAUGGAAAACUCUCACUUAUUGAUGUGAGAAAGCUGUUGAGGACGAAGCGGAGUUAUGUGAUGGAGAAGCCUUCGAAGGUUGACAAUAGGGCUAGAAAUGUAGAGCCACCUCAAAGAAUGUUACAUGGAUUUGGGAGCAAUCUGUUUGCUGUGGAUGUUGGUCUUGAUCGUAUUAUAUGUGCUGGAGAAGAAGGCGUUGUUAGAAUCUGGAACUUCUCAGAAGCUUUGGAGGUUGAGCAGAGAGUUCGAGCAUUAAGAGGACUAAGGUUAGAGAACCGAAUGAGGAGGCGUAAACUUCAGUCUGAAAUGACUGGUAAAGGUAGUCGCGCUGAUCAGUGCUCCGUUGCUGCUAAGAAGAAUCAAUUGAAUGGUGAUAGGAACAGCUGGCGCAACAGGCGUAGGGUGACUGGGAAGCUGAAGGCCUAGAAAUUAUUGCAGUUUGUCAAUAUCUCCUAAAUAUGCUUUGCUCAUAAGCUAAUCAUAUGCAAAAGGCAUAUCAUAAUGUCUAAGUAGCUUCUGUAGUUUUACCUGUUUCUCAUUUACAUUGGAAUUCAAAUUGAAGGAACAACCUGUUCCCUCUGACAACCCUUUCCUUAUUUGGUUGAUUUCUUGGUGUCUUAUGUCACUGACAAGGGCUUACUGGUGUUAAUUCUUGAUACAUUCAGAAUGCAAAAAUGUUUCUUUUCUGAUA
Messenger RNA from Solanum dulcamara, 2611 nucleotides. RefSeq names its product F-box/WD-40 repeat-containing protein At5g21040-like. Gene Ontology annotation, cellular component: preribosome, large subunit precursor. Lineage: Eukaryota; Viridiplantae; Streptophyta; Magnoliopsida; Solanales; Solanaceae. The record is from RefSeq and is a predicted model, not a curated record. Gene Ontology annotation, molecular function: protein binding. Bases 673 to 2346 code for a protein of 557 amino acids. The transcript has 2 exons.